Molecule: messenger RNA, 1553 nt
Organism: Olea europaea var. sylvestris
Lineage: Eukaryota; Viridiplantae; Streptophyta; Magnoliopsida; Lamiales; Oleaceae
Product: squamosa promoter-binding-like protein 8
Exons: 3
Coding region: 489-1253 (254 amino acids)
Cellular component (GO): nucleus
Molecular function (GO): DNA binding
Source: RefSeq, a predicted model, not a curated record
AUGGCAAUUGCAAUUGACUUCAAGUGGUAAGUAAGCAUUUUUCUGCUAGACCAAGUACUCUUAUUCCCUUCACACCGAUCGAAUGAGAGAAAGAAAGACAGAGAUAGAUAGAUAGAUAGAUACUAUAAUACAGAGAGAUGGCAUUAUGGAGAGAGUUUAAGGUCUGUUAUUGUAAACCGGGUGAAAAUGGUGGAGUACUGAUUACCGCGCUGGAUCUCUGAGUUUCCAACUGCACGAGGUGGCUUCUUGACUUUUUGCACAUGCUCAAAGGCUCAGUCAAGAAACCGUUCAAUCCCGACAUGUCCCUCAAAUCCACCAAAAAUCCUGACAAAGUUUAAACUCAAAAGAAAACUCAUUGCUUUACUCCAAAGCCAUUUUGCAGCUUUUCACACAGAGAAUAGAAAAGAGAUUCUUGAUUUCAGAUAUUGGGUUGAACCUUCAGAUUUUGGUGUUCUCUUUGUUCUGAAUGGGCGAACCCAUCAACAAUAAUGCUUUCCGGUGAAGGAACUGUUCAAGAAAUCCAGAACCGUCAGAUUUUCGACCAUUACUCUGCUACACAAAAAGCCGCUGAAACUGCUACUUUUUUUAACCCUAAUUUCCAUUUCACUAACAGUGCUACAUCUCACCAACACCACCCAUUUCAUCAUUCAGAAUUCCCAACUAAUAACACCCAGCUGACUAAUCUUUAUGACCCACGCGUUUAUGGCAGCGCAUCAGCUUCAUCCUACUCAGCAGAGACUUCAAUGCUCAAUCUGGAACCGGAUAGACCGAACGGGUUCAUGAUGGUGCCAAAGGGAGAAACUGUGGUUGGUGGGGUCGAGUUUAAUUCUUGUGCAAGUAGAAUUGGAUUGAAUUUGGGUGGUAGGACUUAUUUUGCUUCGUCUGAGGAUAACUUCGUGAACCGGUUCUACCGCCAGACCAGGACCGUCGAGCCUGGUCCGGUGAACUCACCUAAGUGCCAAGCUGAAGGAUGCAGCUCUAACCUUAACCACGCCAAGCACUACCACCGCCGCCACAAGGUGUGUGAGUUCCACUCCAAGGCCUCCACGGUCUUCACCGCGGGGUUGACUCAGCGAUUCUGCCAACAAUGCAGCAGAUUCCAUACACUCUCGGAAUUCGAUAACGGGAAGAGAAGCUGUCGGAAAAGGCUGGCCGACCAUAACCGCCGGAGGCGAAAAUCCCAGCAAUCAAACCAAGAACUUACAAGUCCCACCUUGCUAGUGCCGGCCGCAAUUCAUCCUCUGAAAACCUAACAAGGUCUCCACUGAACUCCGAUUUCAACACCAAGAAGAAUAUCACUGGAUUGUUUUAGGCAAAGACAGGGUGCCACCACAAUUUCUUCAACGGCAUCAACAAGCUCACUCUUUUUUACCAACGGAUGACUUCUUAUCAUAAAAACAUCUGAAGAUUUUGCCAAUUUAGCACUGAGUUAGCUUUGUAAUAAUAUUGGUUUUAACCCUGCAGUUUUUUAUUUCAAUGUUAAUUUCCUCGAAAAGUCGAUCAAAUAUGAUCUGGGGAAUUGGAUUCCUAUACCAUUUCCACCAUUUGCAUUA